Chondrus crispus (carragheen) is the source of this 2339-nucleotide messenger RNA. RefSeq lists its product as hypothetical. The transcript is spliced from 2 exons. Lineage: Eukaryota; Rhodophyta; Florideophyceae; Gigartinales; Gigartinaceae. The record is from RefSeq and is a predicted model, not a curated record. Bases 1 to 2043 code for a protein of 680 amino acids.
AUGACAGAAAGUCAAACCCAAGUACCUGUGCUUGGAGAUGAAAGCCAGCUCGGAGCCUCUUUCUUUCAAGUUUCAGAAUCCAGCCAAUCAGAUCUUGGACAAAGAGACCUCAAUGCUCUAUCUGAGGACCAUGACGGGCAUUUAUACAUCAAUGUUGAUUCCAUAACGGAUCACCUCCGUCGUCAUAAUUGUUCAAGCGAUGAAACUUAUUUCGGAAACUCUGCAGAAGGCUCAAAUGGCAAUUCGAGCUCCUCGAGCCCACGGAAGAUUGGCGCAACUGCGGCCGUUAUACCACGUGCUAAUCCCACCGUAUAUCAUUCUCCAGAAAGCAUCACCUCGAAAAUACCAGCCUCAUUGUUCAACGAACCUCCACAGGUGCAGGGUUGUGACUCAAAGGCGAGCCAACUGGAUAUUACCGAUUUUAUUGACAACUUUCUCGGUGAUGAUGAAUUGAUGCAUAACGUUCCUGAAAUUCUAGACACCUUGAACGUCGAAAAGCAGUCCCCUACGUCCUUUCCCGUUCGAUGGGAAACGGUCCAACCGCCAACGACUUCACAUUUCCCUCAGCUGCCGACGAAUUCCGCAACUAAAACACUCUCUCAAAUACACACGCUUCCGAAGUCUGCAUCCCAAACCUUCCCUGUAGAGAAGAAGGAGCUUUGCUCAGCUCCUGGGACGGAAAUGCUGCAGGCCUGCACAACACCGACCAAAAUAGAGCCUGUCCUCCAAAAGCAAGCAAAUGGCGACUGUCUAUCUGCAGGGCAAGGACCGGGGCCAUCAAAGUCCACGCCGACACGACGCGCGGAAAAGCGAAAACCUCGAACGUACACUCAGGCCGUUCCCAGCCAGCAUUGCCACAUCUGCUCUCGGCGUCCUACUGAAGGCUCUCCUCACCAAGUCUGCGGCAAUCUGCAGAAAGGGCGGUGCCGUAAAACAAUCUGCACGAAAUGCUUUCUCCAAUUCCGGUGGGACCUCAACGCGGCACGGGAAGCACCACCAGGCACGUGGGAAUGUCCUCAUUGCCGCGGGCAAUGCCCGCAGAGAGCGCAGUGCGUGAUCUAUAACCGGACGUCAGACCGGCGAAGACUCAAGCUGAUCAACCAUAGGAAGCGGAAGGGCGAAGCUGGGGACGGGUCGAACGGGAAGAAGAGCAAAGGGAUACCAAAAUCGAGCGGGGCCAGCAGCGGAAAGACUACGCUUGCGCAACCGGUGGCUCAGGGUGCGGAGAAACGAACGGCGAAGAACUGGGCAACCUCUAGUUUAUCGCAAAAGAAGAACGGGGCGACCAAGUUUCGCAAGAAAAUCGCAAAGUUACACGACCUGCGCAAGGGCAUAACCAUCUUGGAAAGUAAGGAAGUGGAUUCACAUUUAGGCAGAAGCCAUACAGACAUGCGGGGGGGACAGAAGAUGCGACUCGAGCGGCAGUACCACUCGUCACUCGUCGGCGAACAUUCGAGAAUGACAGACACGAGACUGUUACUGGAUGACAUCACUGCAGGAAAUAGCACACACGAAAAACAUGUAGAGCCUAUGAUGAUAGGAAGAACUUCGGAUCUUUCAGGCAAUCCAUUAACCGGGUGUGAAGCACAAGACUAUGAUAAUGGGGUUUCGCACAGCACAACAGGACAAGAAGAGUGUCUACAAAACGGGCCCGGGACGGCGGCGCAAGGCGGAUUCUCCCCCGCUGGGACGAUGUUUCCGUUCCUGUCGGGCGACCCAUUCCUGUCAAUGGGCGGGCAGCUGCAGUUCGGGUCUAGUGAUAUUUCAGGAGGACAGGACUUGAGCGGAAUGUCAGGUGGGGAGGUGAGCAGCCGAGUGCAUGGGGCGGGGCUAGGGAUGGAGGAGGUGUGGCCGAAGAUGUAUCCGCACGAACGUGACGAGGAGGUGUGUGAUGAGACGCCCGACGAUUUAUGGAUGCUUCCGCAGGAAGGGUCUGACGCGGACGAAGGGGACGGGGAAAUUGACGCGGUUGGAGCGGGGCUUUGGCAUUCGAUGCACCAAGAAGGUGGAGGGGUCGACGAGAAGGAGGCUUUGAGGGUGUAGGUGAGAGGGUGAGCUGGCUGCUAAAGAAGAAUAGAUUUGAGGUUGAUUGUGAAGUGUGGGGUGGGGGGCGGGAGGCGGCGAGUGAAGCUUGAGUGUAUGGGUUCGAGUUUUUUGUUUGUAAAUAGUUCUUGUGGUGGUCGAAGAAGACGCUUUUCGAAUUGCCUCUGUACGUUGGUGUGAGUGAUGUGAGAGACCGAGGGGAUAAGGGUGAAAGCAGCGAGCAUAUAGUAAGUUGUAACGUGUCUAAAACGUAAUCAAAGGAGAUUCAAAGCAUAAAGAAACAGUACGCCCGGAAA